AUGACUCUCCUUUGUCUUGGAUACAAAUCACGGUUCUGUUUUCCUCUGGAAUGGAUACAUCUUGUCAUGAGUAGAGACCAUAUGACAUGCGAUACAAAUUUCGAAAGAUUAACCACCUAUGCUAAACCUACAUUUUUCAUGACUUUCCCUGAAGGGGAUACAAACUGGUUCCGCCACACAUGCUCUAAUGCUCCAUUUAUUUCUAUAGAGUUGAUAAAUAAGAACCCUAUAGAAGGAAAAGGAUCUAAAGAGCAAAUAAUCGAAGAAAGAAAUGGAUCACUAGAACAUUGUUUGCAGUGCUUUAUGGAAAGAAAUGGAAUAUUAGAAGUUAGACAGUUAGAGAAGCAUUAG
Lottia gigantea (owl limpet) is the source of this 351-nucleotide messenger RNA. RefSeq lists its product as hypothetical. The transcript has 2 exons. Bases 1 to 351 code for a protein of 116 amino acids. The record is from RefSeq and is a predicted model, not a curated record. Lineage: Eukaryota; Metazoa; Mollusca; Gastropoda; Lottiidae.